CAGCAUCGGUUGUUUGCGGGAGCGAAAGCGCGUUGCCUCUCUCACGGGACGGGCUGGACUGACACACAGGCGCAGGAACACGCUGGAACUUUUUUAUACCGAUCUCAAUCUCGGCUCGGCUUGGCCCGACAAGCUUCGGAUGCGUAAUAUAAAGUAGCUACCACCUCUCAGUGGCCCUCGGGGAGGAAUAUACCUGUCACACGGAGAGAUGAGAUGGGAGUUAGUCAGAGAGACGAAAUACCCGGCGUUAAUGCAGGAGAAGGAGACGUAAACGGGAUAUAACUGGACUGGUCAUUGUGUUUAAGGUUGCUGUUGCCCCAGCCAUGUCAACACACCUAAGAGUUACUGAAGCUUAUCCUCCCUUCUUUCUGCUGCUUCUCCUGCUGCUCCUCCCGCUCUCCCUGUCGUUUCGGGCACGACCCCACCAACCCGCGGUCCAUGUGCCCUCUCUGGUGCCCCACAUCCCCCAGCCCCUCUCCCGCUCACGCUUCAGUGCCCAGGCCCAGCUCGACUUCACCACCCACUGCAAUGCCAGCUGCUACCACAGGGGGGAGCAAGAGAUCAGACGGGACCUGCUGACCGAGCAGCUGGCCUUCGAGACGCUGUACUCGGAUGGCUCGCGCACCCUGACCACCGUUGACCUGGAAGAGGAGGAGGAGGGCGAGGGCAACUCCACAGCCGCGCCGCUGCCCUGGAGCAGGGGGAGGCGCCGCUUCGCUGCCGUGCAUCGCAGAAGGCACAAGCGGCAGAUCUACGGGGCUGAUGGGCGCUUCAACAUCCGCGGCGACCACUUCCUGCUCGACUACCCCUUCUCCACAGCUGUCCGCAUCUCCACGGGCUGCACCGGGGUCCUGGUGUCCCAGCGCCACGUGCUGACGGCUGCCCACUGCGUGCAUGAUGGGAAGGACUACGUCAAGGGCGCCCGCAAGCUGAGAGUGGGCUUCUUGACCCCGCCCCCCGCCAACAGCACCAACCCCGGCCAGAUACCCCCCAGGAAACCCCUGGUGCGCUGGGUGCGCGUCCGCAGAACCCGCGUCCCCAAGGGGUGGAUCCAGGGCCCGCAGGACGUCAGCAUGGAUUUCGACUACGCCCUCCUGGAGCUGCGCUGGCCCCACCGCCGGCCCUUCAUGCGCCUGUCGGUGGCGCCCUCCUCCGAGGACCUGGCCGGGAGGAGGAUCCACUUCUCAGGCUUCGACAGCGACCGGCCCGGCGAGCUGGUGUACCGCUUCUGCGCCGUGGAGGACGAGUCCAACGACCUGAUCUACCAGCACUGCGACGCCCGGCCCGGCGCCAGCGGCUCCGGCGUCUACGGCCGCAUGUGGGACUCCGACCUCGAGCGCUGGGAGCGCAAGGUCAUCGGCAUCUUCUCUGGCCACCAGUGGCUGGAGAUCGACGGCGAGAACCGCGACUUCAACGUGGCCGUGCGCUUCACGCCACUGAAGUUCGCGCAGAUCUGCUACUGGGUGCACGGCAACCGCGUGGACUGCAGUCAGGACUGAGGGGUGUACAACUGCAUCAUGGGACAGAGGCGGAGCUUUUCUUACCGAAUGUCAAAACUGGAGCUUACUUUCAACCCCUCUCCUGAGUCCAACGGGACCUUGAGACAAACAAGGUUUGGCCGCUACAGACUGAAAAAGGAUCUAAAUCGAAUCAGGAAACCGGGAAUGCUUGACCUGCCCCUCUGGUUCCUCUGACCCUUUCACUGUUUUGGCAUGGGCAUCUCUCUCUGGUUCUCUUUCGAGUCCCUAAACGUGCCUUUUGUAGUUGCCUUACUCUACAGAGACUGGUGGUCAGUUUCAGACUGCUCUACCUAUUACUCCCCCACAGCAGCUUUGAAAAAGCACUUCCACUUUUAGUCAGCCUCACUACACUGACCCAGCAUCUAAACACAUUAAACCACUAUUAGAGGAAGCCAAAAACACUUUGCACCUUCGUCAUGUUGAACACUUUCAUGUCUCAUGGCUAACUCUCCAGAAUAUUUGUCAGUUCUGUAUUGUCUUUAUAAGAUAUCGUAGAAAGGGAGCAGGAUGAGGUGAUGUUGUGACUCCAUCUCCUGUGCUGGUUACCAAUUCAGUCUUAACCACUAUGUUUCCCAAAGGGGUCACCCAGCUUACCUGCUGGAGGGUGAGGAACGUGGCUUUUUUAUUCUGUGUCUGCACAUAUGGAGAAGAGGAGAUUGACCUUUGCUUGAAUAUUUGGGGAUUUAUGCAGGCGCAACAAAUCAUGAACAAUUAGUGCUCACAGCUGACACAGUUCACAGGUCUGCCACUUGCACUCAGAGUAAUACGCAGCAAUGCGUAUUGACCUUUCAUCUGGAGGAAACAUGUACUGUUCUCCUCAGGUACAAAUAGCUGAACCACUAGAGCCAAUUAUGCAGUUGCCAUUGUAGCUUGUUCCGUUCAAUAUGGAGAGACAAAAAUCCCUGAUUAUUUACACAGAUCGCAAUCUCUGUAUGGUUUUUAUCCAUUGGCCUCUUGUCGAGCAGCUGACACCUCCCUUCUAUUUCCUGCCUAUUCAACGUCUGCACAUCUUCAUAAGGAAUUAGCAUGCUCCUGCAUAGCAUUAAAUCUAUGCUGUGGUUAUUUGAAUGUAACGUAUAAUGUGGGGAGGGGAGCGUGUGCAUAGAGAAGUUCAUAAUGAUGCUUGAGGGUUAGGGUGAAAUCGAUUAUCAGAGGGUUUUAGCUCUGUUUCAGAGGCCAGGAUGUCCCCCCCUCGAAAGCCAGUGGAAUCCUGGGUACCAGUGACUCUGUGCUCGCAAGUCCCCAGUGAUCCACAGAUCCCCACCCCCAGCAGCCAACCCAAAAUGCGGGUUAUUCCUUCUCUCACCCUGAGCCCAGCAGCACAGCAGCACUUCAACACCUUUCAAAAAGUAGGAUGUAAAAAUCACUUAAAAACAGGUUUUAAAAUAUACUUGCAGGUAGAAAAGAUCUGGCUUAUUCU
Megalops cyprinoides (Indo-Pacific tarpon) is the source of this 2940-nucleotide messenger RNA. RefSeq names its product serine protease 23 (gene prss23). Lineage: Eukaryota; Metazoa; Chordata; Actinopteri; Elopiformes; Megalopidae. Gene Ontology annotation, molecular function: serine-type endopeptidase activity. Gene Ontology annotation, biological process: proteolysis. The record is from RefSeq and is a predicted model, not a curated record. The transcript has 2 exons. Bases 324 to 1499 code for a protein of 391 amino acids.